UAAUUAAAGACUAGGCUGUAUGGGCAUUGUUCCCUUUGCCUUCACUAAAACGGGAGAACUUCAACAAAAAAAAAUAGGCAAGUGUCAAAAUUUGAAAUUCGCGUUUUGUGUUUACAGGUUAAGUUUCACGAAAAGCGGAAUAAAUAAUUCACUACAUAUGUUGCAAUUAUUGUGAAAAUACAAUGGAUUUAAUACCGACAAAGUUAUUUUGUGUAGUAUUAUUAAUUUUCUGUGUGCACAUAUGUGAAGGUGCGAAAAUUAACACACCAAGAGUGCUUUUACCAUGGUUCGAAAACUUGACUGUUAAUUUUACCUUUGAAAUCAUCGAGGGAGGAUGUUAUACUUGGAGCUUGUCUCGCGAUGACAUCAUAGAUCUUGAACCAUUGUACGAGGACACCUGGGGUCAUUGCUCACAAGCUGCACGUGUGUCAGUAUCCAAGACAUGUGUUCCACCUGGCUCAGUUAUCAUCUUGGCUGAAGAAGUAAAUUCAGGCGAGAUAUUGCGUGGUGAUGUAAGCAUUGAUGAGAUAAGUUCCUUAAAAGUAACAAGUACAACAUGGAAAUUAUACCUUGAAGAAGCACCUGAAGCUUUUGAAGUUGUUGCUUAUGAUGACAAGGGUAACAAGUUUUCAACUUUGGAAGGGGUAAGCUUUACAUGGACUAUAGAAAAUCUUGGUAAUAAUGUUGAUGAAGAUAAUAUUGUUACUCUUGUUCGCUGGCGAGAUACUGACUAUGAGGCACCACAAGGGGUAUCAGAACUCGAAUCUCAAGGACUCCGCUCACGCACAGUUCUAUUGUAUGGUCAGGCAAUUGGAGAGUGCCGAGUAACUGUAUGCCUAAAUAACAUCUGCACAGACUUCAGUCUUCAUGUGGUAGCUAGUGUUGUGCUUACCCCAGCCACAGCUAUGAUUGCACCAGGCGAUACUUUGAGAUAUAGAGUAGUCAGAGCUCGCGCAGGCCGUCUCACCAUUCAAGAUGUCGCUGAGACUUUCUACAGUAUGAAAGUGCCUCAAACAGGCGUCGCAUUUCUGGAGGAUACUAUUAGUUUAGUUCGCGGCACUGAGGUGGGAACAACAGCUAUAAUGCUAAUGUCUGGAAUAACCGAAGUAGCUACUGCGACACUAACAGUGGCUGAACCACAUGCAAUUAGAGUUCACAUUCGCCCAUCAAACCUUGUGAUCCAAGGAGAGAACUUCAUUGUCCAUGCAAUAGUUUUAGAUAGAAAUGGACAUGCUUUAACUGCUGGCAAUGAGAUUUUGAUCAGGUUGACGGUUGAAGGAGAGGCUAAUGUUGACUUGAUACAGUCUACAGAGAAUGGUACUCUGACUGAUGCAGUAGCACAGAAUGCAGGACCUUUUAAGAUAACGGCACGGCUGCAUUCUAUUGCUGGGAAAUUAUUGCAUAAGAAAGUUGAAGGUGAAGUAUCAGCUGUGGCAGUGGAAACUUUGAAAGUACUGCCACCAGAAUUAUUUGUAGCAUGGACUGACAAUAUACAAGAUAUACCAUUAAGAUACAGUGGUGGUGGUGAUGAACCAGUGGUUUGGUCAGUGGGGGAGAUGUCUAGCCAUGCUCUUUCAGUAACUCCAAGUGGUAUUCUUACAGUCAAAGGCAUUGGUGAAAUCGAUGUUCGCGUGCAUUUGAAGAACUAUCCCCAUGUGCAAGCUUAUGGAAAGGUUUACUCCGCGACGCCGGAGUUGGUCCAGGUGUCGAGCUCUGGUCAAGCUCGCGUUGGUCGUCCGCAUCUAUUGCACGUAGCACUAACUGCCACGCGAGAAAAUAAUCCGGGGGAGCUUUACAACUUCCAUGUCUGUAAUUGUGCGUCGUUCGCCGUAUCUCUGUUGGAAGGCCCAGAACCUCAAAACGUCACUGCUGCUACGUGGGUUGAGCCUAUCGAGGGCGCGUGCUGCGUACUACAGUGCGCGUGGCAGUCGCGCGGCAUCUCCACGUUGCGAGUGUCUCGCGGUCGCGCGGGCGAUACUACGCGAGUGGCGGUGCGAGCCGCGCCCGCGCUACUGUGGCCGAGUAACGCCGCCGCCACAGUACAUGCCUCUAUACCGGUGUUGGCAGAUGGCGAAGCCCUAAUACCGCAUUCAAGCGAGCCUCGAAUUGCAGAGCUCUCGUAUAGAGAUGGCCCUCGUCCACACCAGUAUCCUGAUAUACAGCUGUUUACAAUGAAAUGCCGUAGGAAAGGCGACUCCCGUUUGGAAUUGGUCUCGCAAAUGGACGACGAACGCGAGUCAGUCGAGUUUGAGGCCGCCUGCGCGCCGCACGUGUCUCGCAUACGUCUCGAGCCGUCAGAAACGCCGGGAAAUUGCAGCGGUGGACCUAAAGUAUGGCUUCGACCGGGACACGAGGUGUCAGUCAAAGUUACCCUUCUAGACGCGAUCGGUAGGGAGCUACUGGACGAACGUGGCCCCAAAACCUCAUGGGAAAUUGAACCGCAUAACCGGGCGAUAGAGUUCAAAGCGACAGAUCGACUGUUCAUUGAAACGCACCCGGACUACGCACCUGUACCUGUACCUUAUAAAUAUUAUCAGUUGGUGACUGUGGAUGAAAAAGCAAUCGGUUGGAAUGGUGCCUUAAAAAUGAGCAUUCCCGAAGCUACGGCGAGUAUACAGGCACGAGUCGUGGGACCAUUGAUAUGUGACCCUAUAAAGGUGAAUUUAGCUUGGGAGGGCGAGUCAGUGACCGACAUAGUGUCAGUAACAGGCGGCAGCGGUCGCUAUUCCGUAGAGACGCCUAAAGGCGUAUCGGCGACUGUGAUCGAAGGAAGUCUCAGUGUCCAUGUCCCAGGGCCGGGAUCUUACGAUUUGGUCGUCACUGACCUCUGUGUUUAUGGGGAGAAGCAGAUUGUUGAGGUCCAUAUUGAAGAAAUCCUCAGCGUGGAAGUGUCAACAGCUCGCGCGAUAUGCGUCGGCGGUUGCGUUCCAGUGGCGGCUCUAGUUAAAGGCGUAUCCCAUCGAUACUUGUCUGCCAGCCACUCGCCUGAGUGGAGAGUGAACGGGGAUGUGUUAGUGAAGGAUGGCACUAUAUGCGGCCUGCGAGAGGGAACGGGACGGGUGCGGGCCUCGUUGGGCGGCGUGUGGAGUCCUGAGGUUGAGGUGCUGGUGUUCCCCCCACUCGCCAUAGUUCCGGGGAAGGCCCGCUUGCCCCCCGGCGCCAGGCUGCAGCUGCGUCACCGCGGCGGUCCGCCCCCUCACCUCGCUUCGUUGCAGUACAGAGCUACCACUAGGCAGGAUCACGUCGAGGUGUCACCUUCUGGUUUCGUGCAUGGCUUGUCUAUGGGCUCGGCUCGAGUCAAACUUGUCGCGACAGACAUAGCCAAUGUAGAAAUGGCCAGCGCCGAAGCAGAAGUGGAGGUGAUAGCAAUAUCCGGAUUACGAGUACGCGCGGCUACACAGACGCUGUUGGUCGGCUCGCCCGGCCCCGUGUGGGUGGAAGCCGGAUCACUGCCCCCUUCAGCCCUCGCUUCACUUCACCCCUCACCUCGCCUCACGUGGUCCCUGCGCGACCCCACCACUGCGAGGAUAUACACCACCCACGCUGACGACUUCUUAGAGAGGUCGGUAGCUGAGGGUCUGUCAGUGAGAGUGGUGCCUCUGAAGCCGGGAGUCAUCACUAUUGACGUCCGAGUCAGGAACAUGGGACAGGUGGCUGAAACACGUUCCUGGGACAGCACCAUAGAGAUCCUAGGCAUAUCAGAUAUAAGAGUAGCGGUUGAAGGCCUGUCCAAAGACUUUAAAGCCGGUGACCGUUUAGCCCUCGCCGUUGGUUCUACAAUUAGGCUCAAAUCAUUGCCUAAGUGUUAUUGGAAGUCGUACUCGGAUGGCGCUUUUGAUAUCACUUCAAAUGGGGAAUUGAAUGCGCUUACGCCGGGUCAUGGGGUCGUAAUCGCUCAACAUAAGGACGAGAGAAACAACAUUUAUAGAGAAACGGUUGUACACGUAGAAGUGGCAGUGCCUCAUUAUUGCACAGCGGAGCCAUCUGGCGACGCGGACGAAAACGCUUUAAGAUUAGUGUCUCGAGAUUCUAUAGGACGGGAACUGAUCGCCGCAGCUAAUAAUAUUACUGCAUUCGCGCCUGGAUCGCUUGUUAGCCACGUCAGAAGAUCUGUGGAUAGUGCUCUUGGAAGCGAACUAUUGAUUCCCAAUCUGGACUCGACUGGUGCGUUCGUGAGUUUCCAAAGCACCUUGGGUGGGGUCACUGUGAGGGACGAGGUUUGGGUCACAGGCAGCGACACUAGGACAGAUCGAGUUAUUGCGACCAGUGGAUGGGGGAUUUGCCUAGAAGGCGUUGGCUGGAGAGCUCCUCCCUCCAUAUCCGUAUACGCGGGUAGUGGGGUAUCACUCGCCAUACUUACUCAAGACAUUACAGCUAAGCACCAACUCAAGUUAGACAGACCACCGUUAGCGCAAACAGUGCAGCAGAUACCCUUCGAUAAGAUGUCGUUCGCUGCGGGCGAAUGGCCUGCCUCUAUGGUCCCGUUGUCUAUAGAAGCGGGUGGAUUGACAGACGGGCCGUUGCUGUGCUCUGAAGACCAAAAGUACGCAUUGGAAGGCUUAGAAGUAGAACUGCCUUACGCUUGUAGAACUAAAGCGCCGCAUACUGCUGCCCCCGUAUUGGAUAUAGCCAACGGUCAGCUGGGUUGCACCAUAGUACCUUCAGCUCCGAUCACCGAUCCCGCUGAAGUGGAACUAUGCGCCGAAUGGGGAGUCUCUCGUACUUGCACCCGCGUUUUAUUAUUACCACAGAUACACGUCUCACACAACAAAGUCUCACUUCUACACCCACCUACCACUUUCUCCAUCACCGGCCAUCCUAGAGCUUUGAAACUGGUCAAGAUUACCUCCUCGCCGGGUCUGAAACUCGAUUUGGUGUAUAAAGAUAGUGAGAUAACAGUGGUGGUGAAGAAUGAAGCUAGCACUUGUGGUUUGGGGUGGGUUAAUGUGAGAUCCAAGCUUUCCGGGCAGGAAGUGAGAGUGGAGGUGGAGAGGGAGUGCGAUGUGGGCUGCGGAACUUUACUUGGCGCGAUCUUCUCUAUACUGAAGCCGUAUCUGCCCACCUUGUUCACUGUGGCCGCAGUCGCGGCUACGUAUCUUUACAUUCAAUCGAGGCUUCAGCAGAAAGCUCCGAUCCGUAUGCCUACGGAACCGAUACAGACUGUUCUACCGGCGUCUGUGGAAACCACCCCUCCCUUCAGAAGGGGUAGAACGUUCUCCAGGAGCCCGUACGCUUCGAACGGUCCCUCGUCACCGGUAUACGGGGACGCGAGUACGUUACCCGAUACUAGUUUCUCACCAAACACUACCAGAAUGCAUUCGAGAUUCCUAUAACAUCUAUAAAAUCCGAUAGUUAGUGAACUAUUUUUUGUACGAUGAAUAAAAAAGUGAGAUUUGACUGAAUAAGUGUGAUUUUGAUUCACAAUAUUAACCACGUUUAUUUUUACAAGUGGUGAAGUGUGUUUUUGACAUUAGCUAUUUUCUAUUAAAACGUUCCCUAGAAGCUUCUUUGCUUCCAACGGACAUUCGUCACCAUUGAAUAGGGACGCAAGUGCAUUAUCAGGUACUAUUAUAUCACCAAACACUACCCGUCUUAUUUCAAAACGUGGACUAAAUUUAGUCUUGGUUCAAACCUAAUGUUGUCUCUGUCUUCUAUUUAGCAUACAAAGGUUUUAGUCCUGGUUUAACUUUAGUCAACGUUUUGUAUGGCGGCACGAGAACAAAUUCGAGGUCACUAUAACAUCUACUUAAUCCAAUGGAUAGUGAAGCGUCUUUUGUACAAAGAAUAUAAAAGUGACAUUUUGACGGUUUAUCUAUCUAUAAAUAUAAUAAAAUAGUAGGAAAGUCAAAACCGUAAAUUUAAUAUUUUUUAAAAAAAUACUUGGGGUGUGAUCUACAAUCGACACCGAAGCCAAAAAUAUAGUCUUUAGAAUUUUUGUCUGUUUGUCUGUAUGGUUGUCCGGGAAGUACUGCAUGGAUUUACUUCAAAAUAUGGCAUGAAUAUUAUAAAGAAGUCGGGUCAACAUAUAGGCUACAUAUUAUCACGCUAUCACCUACGGGGAAACAGCAGUGAACCUUUAUUUCUAACUAACUCCACGCGUACGAAUUCGCGGGCGGCCGCUAGUUAAGAAUAUUCGAACCACGUUUUCAGUGUUCAUCUGCGUUAAAGAUUAAUGUUGCAAAUCGUUCAAAUCGAUUUUAUGAUAUUGGUUGCUUUCAAUCAAAAGCAACCGGUUGUUAAAAUUUCGUGUUUAAUUAAUAUUAAUGUUUUGUUUAUUGAAUGAAAGUGACAUAAAAGGAAUUUGUGACAUCGGAUUGUUGAUUAAGAAUAUUUGUUUAUGGAUUUUGUGUUGGAUGUUUGUUAAAUGAUAAGUUUCUGUCAUUAUUUGCUUUUAAUUUAAAGCAAUGGAUUGUUAAAACUAAGAUAAGGAUAUUAGGCCAGGGUCGAUAGAUUUUGAGAAAAUUUUCCAUAGUAAUGUAUAUUUUUUGUAUACCAUCAGAAAGAAGAGGUCCCAACUAACCACAAUCGCAACAACUUUUUUUAAAUAGCAACUUUUUGAUGCGAGAUUUAAAAUAAGGUUACUUUUUCGAUAUAAUAUGAAAAUUAGCAGUAAAAAUAAAUAUUUUCAAAAAUUAGAACGUGUUUGAAAUUUAAAAAAGGUAAGUUUUCACCAAACUUCGUGAAAAAAGAGUUUUUUUUUGUGGGAGUUAUAUAGAUAUAUUAUCUCCCACAUAAAAAAGUUGUAGAUCUUGUAAUUACCUACAAUUUUGCCUUUGAAAUUUGUAUAUACCAUUUCCGACCUCAAACCGUCUGUAAAUUAUUUUUCCUCUUUCUUUAAUCUGUUCACUUCUGCUUUUGAAAUGGGUUUCAGUCUGUUCUGAUUUUUUUCCACUUUUUAGCUUAGUCAAAGGCAUUCGCCCUGGCCUAUAUAUGCUUUAUACAAGUACGUGAUGAUUUUGUGGUAAAUAUAAGGUGAUUACUUUAUUGUGUCUGUGUGAUAUAGUCAAAUUAACAUAAUGAUGAUUUUGAAUGAAACCUCAGAAACUGCCAUGUUUUCGCAUGGUGAAUAAAGAUGACUACUAAUUUACUUAAUUUUAUAGUAAUACAAGUAUUAAAUUCGGUUCAAACAUAUUAGUGGAAAUAGUAUACAAAAUUGUUAAUCAGUGUGGUAGAUUCUCCUGAGUUUGAAUUUAGAUUUAUUUUUUACUAGUUAAAAAGAACUUUCUGUAAAAAUAGAUUUAUAAUCUGUCUCAACGCAGUUGACAGUAUUUUAAAUACUAGUACGACAUGAAAUGGGUACUUUUCUACCUCGCUCACACUUGUGGCACAUAAGCCGUUGACAUCUCAUCACAAGGUACUGUAGUCAUAGAGGAGUGGGGAAGGCGGCUCUAAAAGUGUCCGUCUAAUAGAAAGAGAAAGAAGAUUAGAGGCCGCUAGCUAUCUCUUCCCUUGUGACGCAUGCGCAGUCGUGUGAUUUCUUUUCAUAGAGGUAUAAGGUAUAAGAUGCUUACGGUUGCCAAUGCGCAUGCGCGAUUAGAGAGAGGAAGCUAGCGGUCUCAUCUUUUUUCUCUCUUUAUUAGAGGGACACUUCCACUUGUAGUAGAGUCUAUAUCUCCCCUACUCUAUUCUUAUACCUCUAUGACUGUAGUGCCGUACCUGUUGUGAUUUUUCCUUCCGGACAGUUCAGUAACCUCUCAUUCUCAUUACUCACUCGUAUAAUACUUUAAAAAUUUCAAAAUAUCAUAUAAUUAGUAUUAAGCAACAC
Chilo suppressalis (striped riceborer) is the source of this 7765-nucleotide messenger RNA. NCBI's taxonomy places the organism in Eukaryota, Metazoa, Arthropoda, Insecta, Lepidoptera, Crambidae. The record is from the annotation of a GenBank genome assembly.